This is a messenger RNA of Symbiodinium pilosum, 666 nucleotides long. The record is from the annotation of a GenBank genome assembly. Lineage: Eukaryota; Dinophyceae; Suessiales; Symbiodiniaceae.
AUGGGCCCAGUGCUUCGUAAACGAUGCCUCAAGAGGCCGAAAAAACUGACCAGGCGGCGCCUGCGCCCCGAACCGGUAACUGAGACAUCCGCAGGCGCAGGUCAGACAGCCGUCUCAGAUUCUGCAGCUUCUCGGGAGAAAUCUCCAGGAGAAGAAGGACUCGGGGCCGUUGAGGCAUCCCCCCAGAGCAGUUCGCCAAUUGGCAUCGCUGACCCUGCUAUACAGGAGGUGAUUGAGGCGAUUGAAAGUGAUGGAGGCGUGCUGAAGCGAUGUCUGCCAGAUUGGCAUCUUCGCCACAAACCAAAGGUAGGUCGCUUCCGCAAGUUCCUGCGCGCCCACCCUGAUCUGUUUACCAUUACGGACAUACCAGGAGACUGCUUUCUGGUCUCACGCACUGGCCAGCCGCCACCACCAGCCUACGAUCCCAGGUCAUGGAAGCGCGCGCUUCGGCAUGCCUGGCGCAGGUAUCGCCAGCAGACUCCAGAGGAGAGGCACAGCCUCCAGGAUUUUCUCAGACAAGGAGCUGGAACUUGGAGGCUGGCGCGGGGAAGGAGUAUCCAUCGAGUCGUCGUCUCCACAUGUGUGACAGGCAGGGACAGCCGUGAGUCCCAAGUGGCAGCCAAGAGCCAGUACUCAUCGCUGCUCUACGAAUCUGUGACAGCCUGA